Necator americanus (New World hookworm) is the source of this 282-nucleotide messenger RNA. RefSeq lists its product as uncharacterized. Lineage: Eukaryota; Metazoa; Nematoda; Chromadorea; Rhabditida; Ancylostomatidae. The record is from RefSeq and is a predicted model, not a curated record. The coding region runs from base 1 to 282 and encodes 93 amino acids. The transcript has a single exon.
AUGGGGAAGAUCAUCCGCUCAUUAUGGAUUGACGAAAGGAUACCGGACUCAUGGAAACACGCUGUUAUAAUUCUUCUCCACAAGAAGCUAUCCGUCACGGAACCCAGGAAUUACCGAAGAGUAUCAUUGCUGCACGUAAUGUACAAGGUUUUGGACCGCAUCAUCCCAAGUCGAUUAAUCCGACAUCGCGAAGAAACCACCGGUGACGAGAAAGCCGGCUUUCGCCCUGGCCGAUUGAAAAUUGAUCAUGUGUUUAUUGUGAGGAGAGUGAUUGAAAUGUGA